AUGUCGGCGACCAUAGACCACCUCGGGUUUCCCGCCAUUGUCGAGAGCAUCAUGCACUACUCCGACUUCAAGACUCAACUCGCAUUCCGCGCAACGUCCAAGAAGUACUGCAGCUAUGUCGACAAGCUCCACUUCAAGCACGCCCUCGUUGAGGACGACUACGACCGGGACUACGAGGUCAGCUUUCCUGAGCGGGCACUGGUUGCAAUCCCGGAAGGCAACUAUCGCAUGCUUUAUCGCUCGGUCGAAGUUGUCGACGUAUAUUUAAGCGGGCGUCGUGAUCACGGUCGCAUCAAGCCUUUCAAUAGCCCGACAUCUAUUCACACCGUCCGCCGCCUGGGGUGGAGCUCGGCCCUUGCGCAAAUCGCUGUGCCUCAUCAAGUUGGCACCGUUGUCGACUUUCUACGAGUAAACAGCUAUGGCAGAGACCGCAUCGCCAUUUCCUCCUACCAAGACCGACACAUCAUUCAUUUGAAGUGGACAGAGUGUAGGGAUCGGCUUCGUCCCCACUUCACCUUCACGCUCAACAGCCCAACCAUCAACCUCAAGGAACUUGUCAUCGUGCUCUGGCCUGAGCAGCAGACCUCCGCGCUCAAUGUUCCCUUUGCGUUAUGGUCGGCCAUCAUCGACCUCGUCGAUUACCUUCGUUUCUGGGGCAAACUCAAGAUUGUCGGGCUCGAAUGGAUUGCAUUCGAGGGAGUGUCGAUUCAUUGCCCCGACGACUUCGUCUCCAAGUUCCGCUGGCAGCUCUCCGAGCUUGAAGACAUCAAAUUCGAACACAAGUAUGAUGUCGUCAAUGCCAUUACCUGUGUCACCUUUGACGAGUGGUGGAUGGAGCUCGGCCCACGCAAGGCAGUCGAAGGGCUGUGGAACCCUCUUGGCCACCGCCGGUUACAUCCAGCGUUUGACGAUGACUCUGAUGAGGACGAAUACAUGGAUGACAUCAAUUUCUACCCCCAUACCUCGGACGACUCGCACAUGAACGCCACCUACAGCACCCAUUCGCAAGAGUACGACGCACCUUUCAACUGGCAAGACGCCGUGUUCGACGAGUGGAACGGUCUUGUCGUCCCGAAUGAGGGCGACGUCCUGCAUGAUGAUCCCAGCCACGGCGAUUGGGACGCCCAGGUCUACGAGGACAACUCGGAGGAGUAUGACUGGUAUGACGAGAACUACAACGGUCACUGCUACAGCGAGGAGAUGGAAGACAUGGACAACAACUGGCUCAAGGAGAUCGUGCUCGCCCUUCAUCCCGUCGACGCGGUCCAUGAGUCGUGCCAGGAGCCCAUGUGGCCCGUUGUCAAGACGCUGAUCCCCUACCUCCGCUCCUCGGGCAGGCUCAAGAUUGUCGGUCUCGAGAAGAUCAACUUUGGAAACGGCGUCUUGACCAGCUUCAACAACACCCUGUCGACUUUCCGUGAUGAGUUAUACUACACCCUCGGGCCGCUUGCCGAAGCCGUUGAGCCGUCCAUCACGUGCAUCACUUUCGAGCAGUGGUGGGAGGAGCUCGGGAACUUGAAGGACGUACACGGGGUGUGGAACCCUCUGUUUGAGGUCAAGGGUGACCUCGAGGACUCAAUUGAGGAGGAGCGUGAUGAGGAUGAUGAGAGUGACGAGGAGUACUACUAG
Vanrija pseudolonga is the source of this 1629-nucleotide messenger RNA. RefSeq lists its product as uncharacterized. The coding region runs from base 1 to 1629 and encodes 542 amino acids. The transcript is spliced from 5 exons. NCBI's taxonomy places the organism in Eukaryota, Fungi, Basidiomycota, Tremellomycetes, Trichosporonales, Trichosporonaceae. The record is from RefSeq and is a predicted model, not a curated record.